This is a messenger RNA of Oreochromis niloticus (Nile tilapia), 2244 nucleotides long. RefSeq names its product POC5 centriolar protein homolog (Chlamydomonas) (gene poc5). NCBI's taxonomy places the organism in Eukaryota, Metazoa, Chordata, Actinopteri, Cichliformes, Cichlidae. Gene Ontology annotation, biological process: eye photoreceptor cell development. Gene Ontology annotation, cellular component: photoreceptor connecting cilium. The transcript has 13 exons. Bases 156 to 1880 code for a protein of 574 amino acids. The record is from RefSeq and is a predicted model, not a curated record.
AGCCAAUCAGAGAGUCUGUUGUUUAAGAGCCAGGCUGUUUGAAACGGCAAAGCAAGCACCUUUCAACUGACGACUUGUGAAACGGGCAAGCGUGGUACUUUUUAUGGUUAUAUAAAAUAGUUACGAGUUUCCGAAAAGUGGUGCUACUUACAGAGAUGUCCUCAGACGAAGAGGAACCAACUAGUCCUGUUCUCCCCAAAGACUCGGACCGGGGCAGCUCCGUGUCCUCUGAGCUUCAGGAUGAGUAUGAGGAGCUCCUCCGUUAUGCUGUUAUCACCCCUAAAUUUGACACGCUUGGCGUUCAGUUGAAGCAGCGGAGCACCUCGCAUCUGUCUGCAGCGGGUGGAAAUAAAGAUGGCACAAAGUUUCAACAUGUACCAGAUUCUGCCAUUGAAGCUAAGGAUGGGAGGCACUCUAGCAGGAGCCUGAGAUCGUCACAGGCCUCCCCCUUGAUUGUUGAGCCACACUCGACACACUCAAGAGCCUCUCAUGCUGAGAAGAUGGCAGGUCAUUCGUCUAGCAGGGUGUCACUGCUCUCAGACAAUCCCUCAGAGAGGUUACCUGUGGCAUCUGAGAGGUCGAGGCCAGAUACCCCAGAACCCUUUGAGUUUGUUGUGACAGAGAUGUUUAUUUCAGAGGAGAAUAUAAACAAGAUGGAGAACAUUCUGGACACGUGGAGCAACAACCUGAAGUCAAAUGUGCUGACGGAGCUACGGAAGUGGAAGUUGGCCUUCAUUGAGCAACACAAGCUGGAGAUGAUGAAGGAGAGGGAGAGGCAUGCAGCCCAGACAGCUGGCCUGAAGUCAGAGCUAGAUAGCCUUAAACAGCUGUUACAAACCUACGAAACCUCCAACCAAAGGAAAGAUGAGGUGAUCGGGAACCUGAGCCAAGUACUGGACAGACAGAAAGAAAAGCUUGAGAAGAUGAGGGCCUUCACCCACUGGAGACUCCAGCACAUCGAGGCUAAAGAAGAGGCUCGUUCUUCUCAGGUGGCACAGCAGCACUACAAUUUGCAGCUGAAGAAGAAGGUUUGGCUUGCCUGGCAGUCUCUGAUUCAGAAACACUGGAAGGUCAAGAUGGAGAGAGCUUGCCGUUCAAGGGCUGAAGAGGUCUGCUCCCAGAUGUCUGUGGAGUAUGAAGCUAAGCUAGCAGAGCACUGUGAGGCUAUAGAGAGGGCACAGGCGGAGAUUCAGAGACUACGACUAGAGCGAGAGCGAUAUGAAGAAUCCAUGAAGAAAGCCUUCAUGAGGGGUGUAUGUGCUCUCAACAUGGAGGCGCUCAGCAUGUUUCACUCUACAGAAGGACGAGCAGAACACCCUCCAGCUCAUGAUCAGCAUGUUCCUCCGCCUCGUGAGGAUGAGCGUGGCUCCUCUGUCAUGGCUCAGCUCCAGCCAUAUGCCACCUCUUCCACACGGUUCAGUCCAGUCCAUUUUGACCACCCAGACCCGUCGCACAGUGAAGCAGAUGAUGUGAUGGGCUCUGGUGCCCCCAUGUCCCAAGAAGAAGCACUCCCUCCCACUACAGUGGUGCACAGUUCACUCCCUCUUGGGGGAAUUGCAAGUUCCCACAAAAAGGUAGGUACUCGUGUCGUCACAGCAAGUCAACAAAAAUCCUCAAAGACUGUAACAGCUCGUGUCACUGCGCGCCAUGAGAUCAGUAAGGUGGGACGUAGCAGCCUGCAGGUGAUGGGAGUGGCUCCACCCAUGAGCUCUGUGGUAGUCGAACGGCAUCAUCCUGUUACGCAGCUCACCAUUGGGCAAGCCACAGCUGCUAAAUUUCCUCGCUCCUCCCAACAGGGCCACACAUCCGCUGCAGGCAGAGCCUCCUCCAGAACGCACAGCAGCACCUGUCACACACACUCCAUCAAAGUAGUUGACUGAUGACACGCACAUAUCUCACACAAAGAUCUUCCUUAACACCAGCUAUGCAAAAAUCCAAAUUACUGGAAUUUUCUACCUUGAUAUGAAGGCCAUUUUAUAUAUGUAUAUAUAUGUAUUUUUUAUUACCCUAGAGUUUUAAAUGUGAAUGUGUUUCAUUUGUAAUUAUUACAGACUGAACAAAAGUUCAGAGAAUUCCAAAAUGAACAUUUAUUACUUUGCUUUAAAUUAUGCACAGAUAACGGUGUACUGAAGUGUACCGCAAGGCGACCAUCCAACAGCACAUGUUGUUUACUUGACGAAACCAAAGCUAUAUGCUAAUGGUGUGACGCACAACGUUAUUUUUAAAAUAAAUUAUUUCACUGCA